CACACUUCUUUUUCCUCCGCCGAAAUAAAAAAGGGUUCAGAGCGGUAAAUUUUUCUAAAAUUAAAAUAUAAUAAUAUAUUUGCGAGAAAAGCGAAAACAAUAAGGAGAGACAAAAACCUAAUCCUAGGGUUUUCUGAAUCUCUCGAUCCCUCGAUCUCCUUCCCUUGAUUCGAUCCAUCAAUGGCCGGCGCUCUCCAGUACUUGGAAUCGCAGCGGAACGCGCAUCCGGAGCUCGCCGAGUGGUACAAUGCGCUCGCAGAUCUCUACGAGAAGAAGCUGUGGCAUCAGCUCACUCUGAAGCUUGAGCAAUUCGUCGCCCUCGCCGUUGUUCAGGCUGGUGAUGCUCUCAUACAACUAUAUCACAAUUUCAUCACCGACUUUGAGACCAAGAUCAAUCUCCUCAAACUUGCACACUUUGCUGUGAUAGUUUCACGGCAAUACUCGGAAAAAGAUGCUGCCAUUAGCUAUCUUGAAGGGGUCAUUGAGAAGCUCCAUGCUACAAGGGAGUUGCGGAUUGAGGAACCGAUUCUAUAUGUGAAGAUGCAAAUAGCUGCAUUCAAUCUUGAGAAAGGAAAUCAAAAGGAGUGCAAGAAGUUAUUAGAUGAUGGAAAGACAACCCUGGACAGUAUGACUGAUGUUGAUCCAUCUGUUCAUGCAAGUUAUUACUGGGUGUCUUCUCAAUAUCACAAAUCUCGUCAAGAAUUCGCAGAAUUUUACAAAAGUGCUCUUCUUUAUUUAGCAUACACUACAGUGGAGUCUCUUUCUGAAUCAUUCAAACUGGACUUGGCAUUUGACCUUUCUCUCUCUGCUUUGCUGGGUGACAACAUCUACAAUUUUGGAGAAUUACUAGCGCAUCCUAUUAUCAAUAGUCUUCUUGGAACCAAAGUCGAGUGGCUUUACUACAUACUUCAGGCAUUUAAUACUGGCAAUUUACUUCGCUAUCAAGAACUGUGUCGAGUUCAUAAUGCUGCUUUGAGUGCUCAGCCGGCACUGGUGGAAAAUGAAAAGAAGCUGCUGGAAAAAAUUAACAUUCUCUGUUUAAUGGAGAUCAUAUUCAGUCGCCCCUCUGAAGACAGGACCAUCCCGUUGAGUGUCAUUGCUGAACAAACUAAUCUUUCAGUGGAAGACGUGGAGUAUCUUCUCAUGAAAAGUCUCUCUGUACACCUAAUUGAAGGAAUCAUAGAUCAGGUUGAGGGAACGGUCCAUGUCUCGUGGGUGCAGCCUAGGGUUUUGGGGAUAGCCCAGGUAAAAUCGCUGAAAGAUCGUUUGGACGGCUGGCUAGACAAAGUACACACAGCUUUGUUAUCGGUUGAGGCAGAAACACCUGACCUUGUGGCCUCAUGAGCUUGUGUUUUCUGUAUCAUCUAUUCCUUGCCAUCUCUCUGUAACAGUUCAUUACAGCACAAAAAAGUGCAAGAAAGAACGCAUUUGAUGCCGCGCUUUGUGACAUUCCAUUAAGUGUUUUCUAUGCUCGGAGCAACGAAUUUGAACUGGGGAGUUUCUGUAUUUUUUUUUAAAUUCUUCAGGAAGUGCGAAAACUAGAAAUAGGCUUACAAACACGGAGGAAGAAUUUUACAAGCUACUGCUGUUUUAACUUAUUGCUGCUUUGUAGUUUCCAUCAUAAAACUUAAAUUCCGAUCUUUUAUAGUUGGUUA
This is a messenger RNA of Asparagus officinalis (garden asparagus), 1655 nucleotides long. Its product is annotated as 26S proteasome non-ATPase regulatory subunit 13 homolog B. Lineage: Eukaryota; Viridiplantae; Streptophyta; Magnoliopsida; Asparagales; Asparagaceae. Gene Ontology annotation, cellular component: proteasome regulatory particle, lid subcomplex; cytosol; nucleus. The record is from RefSeq and is a predicted model, not a curated record. Gene Ontology annotation, molecular function: structural molecule activity. The transcript has 6 exons. Gene Ontology annotation, biological process: ubiquitin-dependent protein catabolic process. The coding region runs from base 181 to 1344 and encodes 387 amino acids.